AAACUCCUUCCUGGCUCUUGAGCUCUCUAGAAUGAUGAAGACACUCCUGAUCUCCUGCCUCCUCUUGACCCUUCUUCCUCCAGUGGCAUCUCUGAUAUGUGAGUCUUGUUGGAGUGCAGGAAAAGAUUGCCUGAACGCCACCACUGAGGAGUGUGACGAAUCCAGUGACCAGUCCUGCAUGUCUGUCCUUGGAGUAGGCAAAAUGUCACUUUUGGGGUCAGCAGCGGUUUUCAAGUCCUGCGUCAAUACAGAGUUGUGCGAUGCAGACCAUUCCAGUGUUUCCGUAACCUCAUCAAUAUACAUCCACAACAAGAUUUCCUGCUGCAAGACAGAUAUGUGCAACAGUGGACCUCCUGAAGUGCCUGAGCGUGAGAAGAGGGAGCCCAAUGGGCUGAAGUGCCCAAGUUGCUUCUCCAUCUUCUCAGACAAGUGCGAGGGCUGGAAGACCGUCAGCUGCAGAAAUGAGGAGGAUCAAUGCUUCUACCUUGGGGGUCGCAUGAAGUUUGGGGAGAGCACCCUGAUGGGCGCUUUCCGAGGCUGUGCAACAGCUAGUCUCUGUGACUACACUGAUGGGUUGAUGGAGAUGGAUCUGGAAUCAUUAGGAAUUGAGGUCACUCAAGCUGAGUGCACCGAUGCAAUGGACGAUGAUGACAAUGAGCUGUAG
Messenger RNA from Zootoca vivipara (common lizard), 664 nucleotides. RefSeq names its product phospholipase A2 inhibitor NAI-like. Gene Ontology annotation, cellular component: extracellular region. NCBI's taxonomy places the organism in Eukaryota, Metazoa, Chordata, Lepidosauria, Squamata, Lacertidae. The record is from RefSeq and is a predicted model, not a curated record. Gene Ontology annotation, molecular function: phospholipase inhibitor activity.